UGUGUCAAAUUUCCUCGCUUAAUGUUACUCGGCGUAAAUACAUAAUGUUUGUUUUAUGUUUUGUUUAAAAUUACUAUAAUUAUGAUAUAAUAAUUAAACGUUAAAUUUAGAUUACAAUAUCAUGAAUUAGGAUUAUUUGAAACUUCGUUGAGGUUUUACACAAAUUAUGGAUUCUGGCGGGAGUAAAGACCCUGGGAAACCAGGUUUUAAGAAACUAUCUCAAUCGCCAAUAAACAUGGAUAACACGGCAGCAAAUAAACAAAUAACUGUAACAUCGUCGGCCAAAGGUGUUGAAAAUGCUAAGAAACGACUCCGGGCUUUUUCUAUACAAAAGAAGGCUCCACUUUCACCCGUUAUUGCUCCAAAGCCCAGUGGAUCUGGAAAUACAAUGGUUUUAAUUGGAAAAUUGAGUAGUGUGAAGGUUACACCCAAACCUGAAGAUCAGGACACCAAGCAAAAGCCGCCCAAACCACCAAAACCAGGAACUGUACGGAAAGCAUUACAAGAUUCAUAUACCGAGUUGCAAAGGCGGACCCUCGCAGAUAUAGAAGACAUGAAGAGGAAGAUGGAGCUGGUUGAGCUUGGUAUACCGCUGGGUCUGAUCUGUCCUACGUCCACUAGUGAGAAAGCCAUGCCGACCAAGGCUAUGCCACCCAUUAAGAGUUUUAUUGACCCAGCUAAAGUCGACGAACUUAUUCGUGAAGCUAAAAAAGCAAAAAUGGAGGGAAAACCUUUCAAAUUCGAUUAUCAAAAACUAUUACCGGGCUACGAUAAUCCAUUCCUAAAUAAGAAAAAAGAAGAAGAGAAAGAGAAGGAAAAGAAAGCAUCCGAUAGAAAGAAUGCAGAUAAAAGAAAAUCUGACAAGUACAGCUCUAAGCGAUAUUCUGAAUAUAGGAAAGAAGAUAAAUUCAAAGAUCGUGAAAAAAGUAGAAUGAAAGACAAAGAAAAAAGAGAAAAAGUCUCAGAACACAAACCUACCACGUCCACAUCUAAAGAGUCAAAAAAGACUGCAGAAAAAGAAACUGAUGUCAUUUUAAGUGAUUAUUUAGUCUGCGACAGUUGGUCGCUCGAUAACGACGAUAAGACAAGUAGCUCAAGCCCUAAAUUUGAUGAUAAAUCAGAUUCGCAAAGCUCUUCUUUACCAGAAAUCAAGAAUUAUAGAGAACCGUCCGACAUUGUUAAAGCUAAUCGCGCUAAGAAGGAUGAAUUAAUCAAAAAUUCUAUAAUCGAUAAGCAAUCUAUAAAGCUUCAACCAGUUAUGGAUUCAUUUAAAUAUGAAAUAGAUGAUAAUGAGGAGGAGGUAUUGGACAUAUUCGAUGCCGAUUCUAACAUUGAAAAAUUCGCAAAAGUAAAAACAAAGAAGUUGUCAUUGUAUGAUUCUCCAAUUAAAAAGUGUUUGGAUUUAGAUGACAGUUCCAGAGAUUUAUCUCUCGACGGCAUUAACGACGAUACGUUUUUGGAAUCGGUGAUAAAUGAGAUAAAAGUUGGUGAACUCAGUGAUGACAGUCAAGAUAAAGGGUUGGUGGAGUAUGAUAUAUCGCCAGUUAAAGAUGACGAUACUCCCAAAACAUCGAAGUCUGUGACGCCAGAACUGGAUAGCAAGAAAGAUAGGAAACAGAGUGACUAUUCAGAUGGAUAUCGGUCAAGCGAAAGUGGAUAUAAAACUAGUGAUACAACAGAAAGUGGGUAUAAAUCAGAAACAGAGUUUAGGUUAUCCAUAGAGAAGGAAUUGGAUGAUGCUCUCAAUGCCAGCAAGAUGUCGAAGGCGACGGUGGAUUCGUUGGACACAUGGAGUUUUGUGUUGAAGAUAUGUCAGCCGUUGUUAUUUAGACAUGAUAGGAAUAAGUGUUACAAAGAAACGCGUACAGAUCCAAAACUGUGGUGGACCACUAACCCUCGGGGGUGUUCCUGUGUGAAGGACCGGAGUGUGGUCUACGAGGAGCUCGAGAUGUGCAAGAUGAACCUCGUCGACCGAGUCUAUGGUUGUGAUCAGAUAUCGGACGAGCCGUUCCCCAAGUGCCGCAACUGGUACCCGGCGAGUGGGGCCUGCCUCGUGGAGGGGCGCAGGCUCCAGCCCUCCAGCGAGUGGGAGGGGGAGGACAGCCAGCAGCCCGAGCUGUCGCUCGACAAGGAGUACCAGAGGUUUAUGGAAGCUGUGUGGCCAGAAGUGAUGGAUUCAAAGAAAGAAGUCUCCAGAAGUACAACUCCCGUGCAAGAGAAUAGAAAGAAGAGAAAAGAAGGGUCGGAGGAGAAGAAAGAAGAAGAGAAGAAAGCAAAGAAGAUAAAGUUGAGCAGCGAGGGUUGGAGUCAGGAAUCAGAGGUAGAAGAGGAAGAUAAAAGUAAGAAAAUGAAGAAAGACAAGCCUAGAAAGAGAAAACACUCGACGUCAGUAUCGUCGUCUCCUUCUGACAGCGAAGAGGACUCGAAGAAGAAAAAGAAAUCGCUUAAAAAGAAGGCAUUGAAAAAGGUGAAAUCAAAAUCGGCAAAGCGUCGAAAAAUGGGCAAGAAAUUGUUGAAAAAGUUGAAGGAAAAACAGAAGAAGACUAAGAAGACGAAAGAGAGGGAUGUUUCUGAUGACGACUCAGAAAGUGAUAAAAAGGAAAGAAAAGUCAAGAAAAAGAAACAAGAAAAGGCAAAAAAGAAAGAUAAAAAGAAGAAGAAGGCAAAGGUUAAAUCAAGCAGCUCCGAAUCUUCGUCCAGUGAAACAUCUUCUGAAAGCAGUGACAGUGACAGGAGAAAGAGAUCCAAGAAGAAGAGUCACGACAAGAGUAAAAAGAAGACGAAAAAAUCGGAAACGAAAGAAGAAUUGUUCGACGUUAAUAUAUUAAAUAACAUUAAAACGGAAAAAACGACAGACGAUGAAGGACAAAAAUUGAUGGAGUUCUCGCCGAGAAGACAAAAACCACGCGAAAUUAUUAACGUUAAGGAAUUACAGAAUGACUUUGUUGGAAACAAUAUGAUAAUUAAGAAAGAAGUAGAAGAUAAGAAAGCGCAAGACGAAGUAAAGAGCGUAGAAGAGAUUGAAGAAGUUAAGGAAAAAGAUAGUGAGAUAAAUGUACAGAGUGAGGUAGAAAAAGAGAAGGAAGUUGUGGUAGAAGAAGAGAAAGAGACAAGCAAUGAAGGGGGAAGUGAGCUGAAUUUAAUGGAGGAAGACUCGCAAAAUAGCAGCGUAGAAAAGCCAAAAGAUAUAAAGGAAUCACAAGAAAAAGAAACAGACAAGAGUCCAAACAAAUCAAUAGAAGCGGAUUUGACACCAGAGGAGCCUGUGAAGACGCCUGUUGACGAAACUUCACAAUGUUCUUCGCAAGAAUCUAUAUGUAGUGUUAAGGAAGUGGGUAGGUAUGCGAGCGGCAAGGAGGACAGUCCCCCCGGCGAAAACAACUACGAGAUGUACGAACAGCUUGCGCUCGCGCACCAACACCACGUGGCAUUGAGGCCGCUGUCGCCGGUGGAGGGCGGCGUGUCGCGUAUAGAGACGGUGGUGCGUGCGCGCUGCGGUGAGAUCAAGUGCGACUGGCGCGCCGGCGCCGAGCCCGCGCCCACACCACCCAGCCGCCCCUCCAGAUGGGGUCUGAAGCCGGGCGAAGUGAACAUAGUGCUGACGGGCGGCGAGCCUGUGUACCGCAUACAGAGCCUCGCCAACCGGACUGAUAACACGCCUAUUAGCUACGACGAAGCGUACAUGGACACAUACGGCGCGUCAGACAGACUGCAGUAUGGAGAUUGUUUCUCGACGGGAGCCGAACCGGCGACCUUCAGCGAAGUGACCCCGCAAGAGACUGAGCCGGAGGAGCGGGAGGAGAGGAAGGAGGGACAGAGGAGUACAUUGGAUGACAGGAUAAACCAGGCUUUGAGGGAUACAGUUUUAGGAGACGUGGCGAAAGAAUUGGACACUGCUGAAGCGGAUAAGGAGGAGGAAAAAGGGAUCUUGAAUAGGAGUGUGGGCGUGGCCAAGCGGGUUCGGUUUGCGGACGGAUACGCGCCCGGACAGGACUCGGAUACUGAGCCACCACCAAAGCGUCGCCGCCCCCGUCGCUUCGGCUGCGCGUGGCCGUGCCCCGCGUCGCACCCCGACCACGUGUCGCUGUGGGACGCGCUGCCCCCGCCCCCGCCGCCCCCCGGCUCGCCCCCCAGACCUGCCGAGCCCGCGCUGUCCCUCCCGCUGGCCGGGUUCAUGCCGCCCGAGCCGCCGCCGGGACUCAUCGCACUGCACUGACAAACUAACAGACAGACACACGCACGUGAUUUGUUCAAUUAAAUAUGUCCCAAAAACUGUUUCUUUGCUCUGAUUAGCUGUGAACAAAGAGGUCUAAAAUAUAUAAUUAAGAUGAAAAAGCCUAUAAAUGUAUGAUUUGUAUACUUGCGUUGGUGUAAUGAGAGUCUAUUGUAAAUAAACGUAAUUAUAAGUA
Molecule: messenger RNA, 4409 nt
Organism: Colias croceus (clouded yellow)
Lineage: Eukaryota; Metazoa; Arthropoda; Insecta; Lepidoptera; Pieridae
Exons: 20
Coding region: 167-4216 (1349 amino acids)
Source: RefSeq, a predicted model, not a curated record